This is a messenger RNA of Klebsormidium nitens, 834 nucleotides long. Lineage: Eukaryota; Viridiplantae; Streptophyta; Klebsormidiophyceae; Klebsormidiales; Klebsormidiaceae. The record is from the annotation of a GenBank genome assembly.
AUGGCCAGCUAUGCAAAUCCGAGUGGGAAUGAGCUGCAGGAAGAAGGCGGUGCGGCUUGCCGUCUUGGCGCAACUGAGGGCCACCAGCUGAGCCCCUCAACGACAAGGUCUUUAGCAAGGCUUCCGCUCUGCCUCAACCUUCCCCAAUUGCUACCUGUCCCUGUCGAUGGGCUCGUUUUUGGCCGGGCAAAAGAGGGCAAAGUGGUGGCAAUGAGCUCUACGAUUGAAGGGAUCCCCCUCGCUCGACCGACUUGCUCGAGAACAGAGCUGACGAGGUUGAUCCCGCACAUAUCGUGCAGCGCUUGCACAAAGCCCUCGGCGCUCCCCUCCCCCAAACAGAACUUUCUCGACGCUUGUAGCGAAUCUCUUGACGCCUUUAGCGGCCAGAAGACGGGAGGGCGGGCGGAUGAGGAGGGCGUUGUGCCCCCUCUCAACGAGCAUUGCCGCUUGGGGGGGCUAUUCCGCUCCAUGGGCGGAAACGGAACAGCGCCGCGGCGCCCAAAGCAGUGGUCAGCAGUUGACAAGAUGACGCACGUGCACAAGAGCGGGGAGCUGAUCCGCAAAUAUCGCAUGAGCGGAACGAAGCAGUCCACCUCCUUUUUUGGCGACCACCGCGUGCUGGUGAAGGUGGAGUGGUCGCCGCCCUACUCCGGCGUGGUCACCGUCAGCGACUGGGGCGGCGAGAUGGUCACGGAGACGGAGCUUCAAUCAGCAAAAAACCUGCCACAGGAGGUCUUCUUUGACCCGACGCCCGCCAACUUGGUGCCAACCGAGGCCAACUCCGAGUCUCGCCAGUCAGCGCCCAAGUCGCUCGGGAAAGCAAGGCCGUACUAG